Messenger RNA from Apodemus sylvaticus (European woodmouse), 2818 nucleotides. RefSeq names its product dihydrolipoamide S-succinyltransferase (gene Dlst). The transcript has 15 exons. Gene Ontology annotation, molecular function: dihydrolipoyllysine-residue succinyltransferase activity. Lineage: Eukaryota; Metazoa; Chordata; Mammalia; Rodentia; Muridae. The coding region runs from base 52 to 1416 and encodes 454 amino acids. Gene Ontology annotation, biological process: tricarboxylic acid cycle. The record is from RefSeq and is a predicted model, not a curated record. Gene Ontology annotation, cellular component: oxoglutarate dehydrogenase complex.
GCCGGGCCCUAUAUCCGGUGUCCGCCCGCCCUCCAUCCCGCUGCCUCCGCGAUGCUGUCCCGGUCCCGCUGCGUGUCCCGGGCGUUCAGCCGCUCGCUUUCCGCCUUCCAGAAGGGGAACUGCCCUCUAGGGAGACGUUCCCUGCCUGGGGUCUCCUUAUGUCAGGGACCAGGUUACCCUGACAGCAGGAAGAUGGUCAUUAACAGUGGUAGCGUCUUCAGUAUUCGCUUCUUCCAAACCACGGCUGUGUGCAAGAAUGAUGUGAUUACAGUCCAAACCCCAGCGUUUGCAGAAUCUGUCACAGAGGGAGAUGUCAGGUGGGAAAAAGCUGUUGGAGAUGCAGUUGCAGAAGAUGAAGUGGUGUGUGAGAUUGAGACAGACAAGACUUCAGUGCAGGUUCCAUCACCAGCAAAUGGCAUCAUUGAAGCUCUUUUGGUACCCGAUGGGGGCAAAGUUGAAGGAGGAACUCCUCUGUUCACACUCAGGAAAACCGGUGCUGCUCCUGCUAAGGCCAAACCAGCUGAAGCUCCUGCUCCACCCCACAAAGCAGAGCCUGAAGCACCAGCGGUCCCUCCUGCCCCUGCAGCACCUGUGCCCACUCAGAUGCCACCAGUGCCCUCACCCUCACAACCUCCUUCUAGCAAACCAGUGUCUGCAAUAAAACCCUCUGCUGCCCCUCCACUGGCUGAGGCAGGAGCUGCUAAAGGUCUGCGUUCAGAACAUCGGGAAAAAAUGAACAGGAUGCGGCAGCGCAUUGCCCAGCGUCUGAAGGAAGCCCAGAACACAUGCGCAAUGUUGACGACUUUCAAUGAGGUUGACAUGAGUAACAUACAAGAGAUGAGAGCUCGGCACAAAGAUGCUUUCCUGAAGAAACACAGCCUCAAAUUAGGCUUCAUGUCAGCGUUUGUGAAGGCCUCGGCAUUCGCCUUGCAGGAGCAGCCUGUUGUAAAUGCAGUGAUUGAUGAUGCAACCAAGGAAGUGGUGUAUAGAGAUUAUAUUGACAUCAGUGUUGCAGUUGCUACCCCAAGGGGUCUCGUGGUUCCUGUCAUCAGGAAUGUGGAAACUAUGAAUUAUGCAGAUAUUGAACGGACCAUUAAUGAACUAGGAGAGAAGGCCCGAAAGAACGAGCUUGCCAUUGAGGACAUGGACGGCGGCACUUUCACCAUCAGCAACGGAGGGGUUUUUGGCUCCCUUUUUGGAACGCCCAUUAUCAACCCCCCUCAGUCUGCCAUUCUGGGCAUGCACGGCAUCUUUGACAGGCCUGUGGCUGUGGGAGGCAAGGUGGAAAUCCGACCUAUGAUGUAUGUAGCCCUGACCUAUGACCACCGGCUGAUCGAUGGCAGAGAGGCCGUGACUUUCCUCCGAAAAAUCAAGGCAGCAGUAGAAGACCCAAGAGUCCUUCUCCUGGACCUUUAGGAGGAAGCUACACACCCUACCUAUUGAUCAUGCAGGAACUGAAAACCAGUCUUCUCCCUGUCCCUCAUCAAUCCCAGGUUAGCCUGAUGACAGGCAGGCACACACUGUUGGCCUCAGCGAGGAAGCCAGGGCGCCAGCUUUCAGGGUCUUCUCUAGUGCUCCUUCUAGGCUCCUCCUCUCUCUAGUGCUCCUUCUAGGUUCCUCCUCUCUCUGUGUAACUUUUACCCUCUGCUGUCUUGGGCCUGAGAGACGAGAGAGAGAGAGAGAGAGAGAGAGAGAGAGAGAGAGAGAGAGCCUUAAUGGAUGCUCAUUAAUAUUCCUGCCUUUAUUCCAGUCCACUACAAAGGCAAUUUUACUUCUCCCCAGUAACAGUAUACUAUAGGGAUACCACCAGGGACCAUGUGAUCUGAGUUUCUAUCUUUGGAAAGUGUUCUCCAGAAACGCCUAGGGGGAUGCUUUGCCUCCGAGGCUCAGAGCAGCCUCUGUCCCAGCUGUGCACUCUCACUCGAUGCCACCUAUGUGGAGGUAUUGACCAUGGGCAGAGGUGUUGCUUUGCUUCUUAAUGCACCAUCAUUCUGACCUGUCAGUGGCUCCAAGGUGCUUCUCUACCUCUUCCAGGAAGCACAGGCUGGGGGAUUUGGGGAUAGGCAGAGUUGUGCAGCGACCCCCGAGGUUACCUGUUCGAAUCACAGAUGGGAGCUGAACCCUGGCUUGCCCUCACAGGCUCCAUUGUAUGCUGGCACUGGAAGAUUCAUUUUGGCAUAAUUACGUACAAAUGCCAUCAUACCGAUCCUUUCCAGCUUCUAGGAAUCAUUCUAGGACACUGUCCUCUCUUAAAGCAGAUUUCAGCACAUCAUGGCAGGGGACAGCCUGGUGAAGGGACUGUUCUCACCACAUCAGGCUAAUGAGAGCUUUUAAAGUCAAGGUGGUUCAAGCAUGUGUUGGGAAGAGGCUGAUCUCUCCCUUCCUGGGAUGCGGCCUGUGGGGAGCAAGGUCUUGGCGCCUCUGGUGCAGGACACAGAUACAGGGGAGGAUGGACUGUGGUGGGAACCAGCCUCAGGAGGUAGGACAGUGCGGAGAUGAUGAUGUCAUCUCUAAGAUCACCCUUCUGUGCAGCUACAGUUGUUGGAAGAUUCUCGAAGCAUGGUAAAAUGCAGUUAAUUUUACGAACGCUCCUCGACCUUGUAUCCUGCACUGAGCCUGAGACUGCUGACAGUUGGCCGGGCGUAGCGCUGAGUGCCCUUUAUCUUGUAAUCCAAGCCGAGUGGGGGGAGGGGAAAGGUCAGUGUUGAGUGCCUGCAGCAUCUGCUACCGCAUCUACAUCUACGUCGUUCAGAACUUGUAACUAAAAUAUUUAAAGAGACUGAUUUUGAGUGAAAAUUAAAGGGCAAAUGUUCUCAAA